AUGUCGGCCACACGAGGACGGUCUCGUCUUCUCUGCGAGGCCCUAGCCUCUUCAGGCAGGCGCACUGGUUCUGACCGUGGGCGAUGCAGCCAGGGAAACGCGCCGGCUUUCGCGCCGCGAAAGCACGACAGGGAACUCGUCAGUCAUCCUGAUAUCGACAAGUUCCGGCCGUCGAGUCGAUCCGAGGCUUCGCGGGCCCCGGCAGCUGGACGCGCUGUGCAUCCGGACACACUGCCCCGCUUUUACCAACCCAGUUCCGGGAUGGGCGGCGCAAUGAACGAGGGCACUCCGGGCCAGCCGAACGGCGAGCGGGGGAGAGCGAGACAAAAAUACAUUGGCUGCGCGCCGGCGGAGCCUCGGCUGCGGCCGAAACGCACGUCGACAGGCCUGGAAGACCGCAUGCUCAAGACGGGCGGGUACGGCGUCCGAAUUCACUGGGAUGAAUACGCCGGCUACCAUGCCCACGUGUCUCCGCCGGAGGUGGACUUGAUGCACGCGGACGAAGUUUUGAUGGUUCGCGACUCCCCGAGACAGUCGUGGGCUGGCGAGUCGAGGUCGGCGCAGUCGGCCGGUGAGCCGGGCGCGAAAUCCCGGGCGCUGAGCAAGUCGCGAGUUGUCCACUGCGGCGUCUCCCGCCGGUGUAUCCCGGUGUAUCAGUUUGCGCCGACGCUGUGUGAAAAGUCGUGCGAAAUCAUCGACGUUUACCGGAAAGAGCGGGUGGCGGAGCUCUGGAAGAAGCUGGACACUCGCGGUGAAGGCGUGGUGGAUCUCUUUCGGUUGGCGUCGUGCGGGGAGAAGCGAAAGACAGGCAAGCUGCACAGAUCUGACGACGACCGAGAGGAGCUUCGUCGGGGACGCCUCGGUGAACGGGAGCAGGGAGAAGGCGCGGGCGUGUCGCCCGUCGAAGAACGCUUCGUUCAGGCCUGCGUCAUGCACUUUAUCCAAAUCGCCGUCAGUCGAACCAGCGCUCAAAUCGUCAAGGACGGGGCGACGCUCGGUCCCCACUUCGACGCGGCGUUGCGCUUCACCACGGCGGGGGCGCAGGGGAGCGCCAACCCGCCAGUCGUCUUCCCCACGGAGCCGGCUGUCUAUCCGUACCCGCAUGCGCCUGACCCUGUGCGUAUCGGCUUGGAGGCGGAUGCCGAGGCGGAAGGCGCGAAAAUCGAAAGGGAAAACAAAGUCGCCAUCCAGGCGGCGAAGCGCCUGGCGCGCGAACACAACCAGGUGGUCAUGCUCAAUGUGGACGAAAAACUCGGCGCAGAUGCCUCCGCGACGCCGUCUCUCUUUGUGCCUCGCCGGAAAUUCGAGAGCGUCGCCCUCAAGGCCCUGGCUCACGAAUUUGGGAACCCGGACGUCGACAUGUUCCGAGACCGAGUCAUGUGCGAGUGCCGCAAACUCGUGGGAAAAGUGAAUCCCGAAGAAGCCAAGCGCUUCUUCAAACCGUACAUUCUCGAAUACUCGCGCAAGUUGGACGCGCGGCGCCGAAAGGCCAAGGCGCAGGGACGAGAAGGCUUCAGCCGGGGCAGAUCUGCCGAAUUUUCCCUCCGCAGCGCGACGCGGCGUGGAACGAGUCUCGGGGCGGAGGCUCUUGAUCGCGCUGAGGAUGCGAACAAGUUCCCCUUCGUCGGGCUGCGGCGCGUGGAGAACCGCUUGGACGAACAGAUCGAUCACUACUUGAGGAAGAAACAGCAACUUGUGCACUUGAAGGAAGUCCUGGACGACAUGCGCGAAGGCCAGUUUUGCACGUUUCACCCUGCCGUCAACGCGUACCCCAAGUAUCUCCAGAAGGCCUCUCGCAUGCGGAGAGCCCCUGACGACCCGCUCGUCAUUCUUGAGCGAUUCUGCGCGCAGUACACCGAGGACCGAGAGUAUCCGCGACUCGUCGAGGCCAUUCGAGAAUGUACCUUCCAACCCAACAUCCACAAGUUCGUUGCACAGGAGAAGAAAAUCCAGAAGGAUGCUGGCGCCGAGCCAAGUGAGGAAGCAGCCGGCAAGAAGCUUCCGGCGCGCAUUCCCGGAAGAAAGCAGAACGAAGCCCCAGGCAAGACUCCGGAGAAAGCGGAUGCAGAGUCGCGAGUCGACCGCCUCUUCAAAUCGAUCGAGCGGCCCUUUGACCACAUUUUCGCCGCAGAUAUAAACAAAUGGCUCCAAACCGAUGCCGGACUCUACUCCGCUUCAGAAGACGAACAGGAGGCGGAGAAAAACCCGCAGGAAAACUGGAAACGCUGGGAAGUUGAGGGUCGGUCGCCCCAGUACCGCGGUGCGGCGAAGGAUCGAAGCCAGCGCGCAGUGCUUUCUCAAGACGGCGGAGAGAUUGUCGUUCAAAUCAAAAAGGAGACGGAAGAAAAACCGUCCGUUGUUCUUCCCAGACACCGCACAACGCCUUACAACGCCUGGGUGAAUGGUCUUCGAGGCGGCUACCUGCCGAACGUCAUGGACUUCCGAAAGGGCCCGUCUGAAAAGGGAGAUCAGAAGAAGGCGGAGCGAUACAACAUGCGCGAUUGGAGUCGUUAUAUUCGCUUGGAGGAGAGGGAAGUCGAGACGCGCAUCAUUCCGAAUGAAGCGAUCAUCGACGCGGUGUGCGAGUCUGAGCUGCCCUCUGCAGCGCCCCCGCCGCCAACGAUUUGGGUCCGCCGACGGCGGUGGGAGCCGGCGCCGGAGCGUGGCCCGGACGCUCGGACGUACACCGAGGCGCAUUUCCACACAGGUGGCGACAGCCAAACAGACCGCCUUCUGCCUGCUGGGAAGCCUGCGGCUCUUACGCGGCAACAGGCCAAGGAGUACAAAAACCGCUUCCCGCCCUCGGCAGACGCCACCACCUUUGUGGUGCCGACGCCGCUCAAACUCGAUCGGCUUCGGCAGCAGUAUCGGCUGUACAUGCAGCUGAGAAACGGAAUCGAGGUCGGAGAGAUUCGGACGCCUCCAAAGGUCGUCACGCUCCGCCGAGAUGUGUUGACGGAUCUCGAAAGAGAAGUCAACCGUCAACCCCCGUCCAUCGUGCUUGCGGAAAUGCGAGACCGUUCCCUCACCAGUACGGCGGAAACGGACACCUCUGCGGAGGGCGCGAGGUUGGCGGAUGAGGGAACUGUGGACAAGUGUGGCAUGCAGGAAAAGGGCUGCGUUCCACGUUCGAUGGGUGAAGACGUGGACGGCUGGUGCAAGGCGUAG
This is a messenger RNA of Neospora caninum, 3168 nucleotides long. RefSeq lists its product as hypothetical. The transcript has 4 exons. The coding region runs from base 1 to 3168 and encodes 1055 amino acids. Lineage: Eukaryota; Apicomplexa; Conoidasida; Eucoccidiorida; Sarcocystidae. The record is from RefSeq and is a predicted model, not a curated record.